CAUACGUCGUUUUAUGGUGCGACAUCCUGCCACGACGACUAAUCCAACGGCCUGCUGGCCAAAGCCCCAACUCCGCACCGCACGGCACCGCAGUCCGCCAGUCCGCAGGGUUCUUCAUCGCCGCCUCCGGAAGCUUCCACCCCGCGAGCGGGCAAGCUUGAUCGCCGGGGCUGAGCCAUGACUCAGCCGCUCGUCUACUGCCCCGACGAUGCCCUUAAGAAGGAUCUAAUGAACGCGGCCAUCGACGGCAACCUUGGUCUCCUCAAAGGUAUUAUAAAGAAUCUUACCAAAGGAAAGGGUGACCCAUCGGCGAUUUUUUCUUUCAACAUCAAUGGGUAUUCUGUGUUGCACACGGCGGCAUGUUUUGCACAACUGGAUGUUUGCAAGUAUUUGGUGGAGGAGCUUAAUGGAGAUGUAAAUGCUCCUGGAUAUGGAGCUGGUGCUCUAGGGGGUGCAACUCCAUUUAUGUUGUCAGCCUCGUCUGAUGAUGUUGCUACAGUCAAGUAUUUUCUUGAUCAUGGUGGUGAUAUAUUGAAAGCAGAUGACAAAGGACGCACAGUUCUCCACCAUGCUGUGGCUGCAGGAUGCUGCAACGUGACAGAGUUCCUCCUUUCAAAAGGAGUUCCAAUCGACAUAAACUAUGGCCGUGGAACACCAGCAUUUGUGGCUGCUGCAAAUGGGAAGGAUAACACACUGAAGAUUUUGUUGGAUCACAACGCAAAU
This is a messenger RNA of Triticum aestivum (bread wheat), 723 nucleotides long. Its product is annotated as protein fem-1 homolog C-like. The transcript has 5 exons. The record is from RefSeq and is a predicted model, not a curated record. NCBI's taxonomy places the organism in Eukaryota, Viridiplantae, Streptophyta, Magnoliopsida, Poales, Poaceae. The annotation marks the transcript as partial. Gene Ontology annotation, molecular function: protein binding.